AUGGAGGCACAUGACGUCGAGGAGGAGCCCGUGCGAAUCUUCGGGAUGAUCUCCAUGGUCGUGCCCGAGGGAGCCACGACCGGCACGAAGCUGCUGUACGACGCGCCGGACGGCCAGGAGCUCCGGCUGACCGUGCCCGAGGGCGUGGGGCCUGGCAGCGUGAUGUCCUUGGAGCAGGACCCGGUCAGCAAGGUUUGGCGCUGCAUGGCAGAUCCGGCGAGGAGUCCAGAGCCCGAGCCGGCCAGUGCCGCGCGGGAGGCGGGCGAUGUGCGCGGGGGCUCGGAGGAGGAGGGGCCGCGCACGUACGUCGAGCCGUUCGCUAGGAUGUAUGCCUCUGGCCGCGACACGCCGCGCAUGGCCACGCUGCCCCGGGUCACUCCUGUGCUGGAGCACCAGGCCGUGCAGAGACCGGUGAAGCUCUCCACGGUGCUCCUGCCAGCAGGCCCCGUCGCGGCCGUGCCGAAGGUGCCCUCUUUCACGCCCCCGCCGCUGGUGAUGCGGCAGGAUCAGCGGGCCUCGUGUACGCCUGCGCCGCAGGCGCCUGGCUACGCGCCGCCACCGACGGCUCUUGUCCAGGAGCAGCGGCUCUCCUACACGCCGCCGCCGCAGGCUCUCCUGGAGCAGAGGCCCUCGUACACCCCCCCGCCAGCGAUGGUGCUGCCCGCCGAGGGUCCGCUGCCCCCGGGCGUGUUCCUCGCCCGGAUGCCGGCGGAGACCAUCCAGCUGGGUGCCACCUACCUCCUGCCGUCCGCAACGCCGCCCCGCGUGACCGUGAGCGUCACGCACCACACGCAGUCCUCCCCUCGCCUGCACACGGCCGGGACCAUCGCCGCGGCCGGCGGGGCUGCGCCCGCCGUGCCCUCUGCCGUGCCCGGCUCGUCGGGCGGGUCGCUCCACGUCCCGCCCGCAGGCCUGAGCGGGGCGGGCUCUGUGAUGCUGCCGCCGCCGGGCCGGGGCCAUGGCGGCCCCGCGGCGGUGGCGCAGCCCCCCGCCGUCUGCCCUGCGGCCCGCGCCCAGGCGCCAGAGGUGCGCAUCGUUCUGCCGGCGCCUCCCGGGGCCUCUCCGGGCACGGCUGGGCGCGUGCUGCAGGGCGGCCAGCUGUCACCGAUGGUGCAGCCGCGCCUCUUGCUGCCCGCCGCUGCGCAUCCAGGGGCGGGCCCGCCGCCGCGCGUCGCGGCGGUCGCCAUGCCCUGCAGGCAUUGA
This is a messenger RNA of Prorocentrum cordatum, 1203 nucleotides long. The record is from the annotation of a GenBank genome assembly. Lineage: Eukaryota; Dinophyceae; Prorocentrales; Prorocentraceae.